AUGAAAUCCAGUCUCGUCUCAAGUUUCGUCUCUCUCGCCCUUGUCCUCUCAGUGCAAGGCGCCAUCAACGACCCUUGCACUGCAAACGGUCAACCAGGCAUCUGCAUCACCACUUCUGACUGCUCAGCGGGAGGCGGUACCUCCCACGUCGGAUUCUGCCCCAGGGACCCAGCGCACGUUCGCUGCUGUACCAAGAAGUGCAACAGGAACAUUGGUACCUGCCGAUUCACCAAUACCUGCACUAUUCCUGGAAGCUAUGUCUUGACUGGCCUCUGCCCUGGUCCAUCUACUUUCCGAUGCUGCAUGCCCCCUCCAAACGAACUUCGCCGAGCCGAGGAAUUUGCUUAG
Coprinopsis cinerea okayama7#130 is the source of this 348-nucleotide messenger RNA. RefSeq lists its product as hypothetical. The record is from RefSeq and is a predicted model, not a curated record. The coding region runs from base 1 to 348 and encodes 115 amino acids. The transcript has 2 exons. Lineage: Eukaryota; Fungi; Basidiomycota; Agaricomycetes; Agaricales; Psathyrellaceae.